Messenger RNA from Pipistrellus nathusii (Nathusius's pipistrelle), 591 nucleotides. The record is from the annotation of a GenBank genome assembly. NCBI's taxonomy places the organism in Eukaryota, Metazoa, Chordata, Mammalia, Chiroptera, Vespertilionidae.
AUGGCAAAGAGUAGACUUGUAAUUUACGUCCUGGUUAUCACCUUACUCCUGGACCAGACCAUUAGCCACCCGUCCAAAUUCAAAGCCAGGAAGCACAGCAAACGCCGCGUGAAAGAAAAGGAUGGAGACCUAAAGACUCAAGUUGAAAAGCUCUGGAGAGAAGUCAAUGCCCUGAAGGAAAUACAGGCUCUGCAGACAGUCUGUCUCCGAGGCACAAAAUUUCACAAGAAAUGCUACCUUGCUUCAGAAGGCUCGAAGCACUUCCACGAAGCCAAUGAAGACUGUAUUUCCAAGGGAGGGACCCUGGUAAUCCCCAGAAGCUCAGAUGAAAUCAAUGCCCUUCGAGACUAUGGUAAAAGGAGCCUGCCGGGUGUCAAUGACUUUUGGCUAGGCAUCAAUGACCUGGUCACGGAAGGCAAGUUCGUUGAUGUCAAUGGAAUUGGCAUCUCCUUCUUCAACUGGGAUCGAGCACAGCCUAAUGGUGGCAAGCGGGAAAACUGUGCCCUGUUCUCUCAGUCAGCUCAGGGCAAAUGGAGUGAUGAGGUUUGUCGGAGCAGCAAGAGGUACAUAUGUGAGUUUAUCAUCCCUUAA